This is a messenger RNA of Angiostrongylus costaricensis, 894 nucleotides long. NCBI's taxonomy places the organism in Eukaryota, Metazoa, Nematoda, Chromadorea, Rhabditida, Metastrongylidae. The record is from the annotation of a GenBank genome assembly.
UUGCAGGUGCUAGAACCCGGCAAUCGCUUCUUCUGUUGUCUUCCGGGUAAAGGUCAAUCCAUCGUGCUCUCCGCUGCUGCAAGCACAACUCGGCAAAGGAUUUUUGCUCGAGUAAACUGCGGCAAGACGAAUCAUGCAUGUGAAUUACUUUGUGAGUUCGAAUCAAAACGAGCCCGAAUCACGGCUCUCAGCCUUCGGGCUGCUUAUGGACCAUCUGCACCUUUUCACAGCCUGAUAUUCACAACAAAACAUGCAGCCAGUUGUGCCCUCACGCACAUAGAUUAUACGUCGAUUCCUUACCUAGGGCACCUGCCAACAGAUUUGAUCGGUCGUUCAAUCCUCGCGUUCGUAUACGCCCCGGACGUGCACAUCAUCCGACAGGCGCACAUCGACUUACAUAAUUCUCGAGGAAGAGUGGUGAGAAACGUGGCACCAUUACGAUUUGUUGCGCACAACGGUGCCCUAUUACGAACCGAUACUGAGUGGUCGGCUUAUGUGAAUCCAUGGACGAGAAAGAUUGACAUGGUUGUCGCUCGUCAUCGUAUUCUAGACGCACCAAUUGGAGACGCAAACGUCUUGGAUUCGCCAGCAAAAGACCAUUCACUGCACGUAUUACCACCAGCCAUGGCCAAGACAUUCGAAGACGAACUGCGGACUUUGAUGAACAAGGUAGGUCUAAUUUUCCUUAUUGCCUCAUUUUCCUUGUGUUUUCCAACUGAUCUCACUUUUUUUGGUAUACGGAGUGGACGACAAUCGUCACAUCUGGACCACCUUAAGGACAAAAUUGCGGCAGAGUCUGCUGGUUGGUUACAAGGGGUGCGCAGUAUGGCUAUUAAGGUGGCCACUGAACAGUGUCUACCAAAAAAGCUUUAUUUUCCAAAUGUGUUCUCAUAG